Molecule: messenger RNA, 1962 nt
Organism: Manis pentadactyla (Chinese pangolin)
Lineage: Eukaryota; Metazoa; Chordata; Mammalia; Pholidota; Manidae
Gene: SOX11
Product: SRY-box transcription factor 11
Exons: 1
Coding region: 108-1418 (436 amino acids)
Biological process (GO): anatomical structure morphogenesis; positive regulation of transcription by RNA polymerase II; neuron differentiation
Molecular function (GO): DNA-binding transcription activator activity, RNA polymerase II-specific; RNA polymerase II cis-regulatory region sequence-specific DNA binding
Source: RefSeq, a predicted model, not a curated record
CGAGGACUUUGCAACUUGCCCGGGAAGGUGGAGGGGCGAGAGGGGGAGGGGGACCUCCGCACGAGACCGAGCGGCCCGGGUUGGAGCGCCCAGCCCCGCAGCGGAUCAUGGUGCAGCAGGCGGAGAGCUUGGAAGCGGAGAGCAACCUGCCCCGGGAGGCGCUGGACACGGAGGAGGGCGAAUUCAUGGCUUGCAGCCCGGUGGCCCUGGACGAAAGCGACCCGGACUGGUGCAAGACGGCGUCGGGCCACAUCAAGCGGCCGAUGAACGCGUUCAUGGUGUGGUCCAAGAUCGAGCGCAGGAAGAUCAUGGAGCAGUCCCCGGACAUGCACAACGCCGAGAUCUCCAAGAGGCUGGGCAAGCGCUGGAAAAUGCUCAAGGACAGCGAGAAGAUCCCGUUCAUCCGGGAGGCGGAGCGGCUGCGGCUCAAGCACAUGGCCGACUACCCCGACUACAAGUACCGGCCCCGGAAAAAGCCCAAGAUGGACCCCUCGGCCAAGCCCAGCGCCAGCCAGAGCCCCGAGAAGAGCGCGGCGGGCGGCGGCGGCGGCGGCGCGGGCGGCGCCAAGACCUCCAAGGGCUCGAGCAAGAAGUGCGGCAAGCUCAAGGCCCCCGCGGCGCCCGCGGCCGGCGGCGCCAAGGCGGGCGCGGGCAAGGCGGCGCAGCCCGGGGACCUGGGCGGCGCGGGCGACGACUACGCGCUCGGCGGCCUGCGCGUGAGCGGCGCGGGCGGCGGCGCGGGCAAGACGGUCAAGUGCGUGUUCCUGGACGAAGACGACGACGACGACGACGACGAUGACGAGCUGCAGCUGCGGAUCAAGCAGGAGGCGGACGAGGACGACGAGGAGCCGCCGCAUCAGCAGCUCCUGCAGCCGCCGGGGCAGCAGCCGCCGCAGCUGCUGAGACGCUACAACGUCGCCAAAGUGCCCGCCAGCCCCACGCUGAGCAGCGCGGCCGAGUCCCCCGAGGGCGCGAGCCUCUACGACGAGGUGCGGGCCGGCGCAGCCGCGGGCGCGGGGGGCGGCAGCCGCCUCUACUACAGCUUCAAGAACAUCACCAGGCAGCAUCCGCCGCCGCUGGCGCAGCCCGCGCUGUCGCCCGCGUCCUCGCGCUCGGUGUCCACCUCGUCGUCGUCCAGCAGCAGCGGCAGCGGCGGCGAGGACGCCGACGACCUGAUGUUCGACCUGAGCUUGAAUUUCUCGCAGAGCGCGCCCGGCGCCGGCGAGCAGCAGCUGGGGGGCGGCGCGGCGGCCGGGAACCUGUCCCUGUCCCUGGUGGAUAAGGAUUUGGAUUCGUUCAGCGAGGGCAGCCUGGGCUCCCACUUCGAGUUCCCCGACUACUGCACGCCCGAGCUGAGCGAGAUGAUCGCGGGGGACUGGCUGGAGGCGAACUUCUCCGACCUGGUGUUCACGUAUUGAGGGGCGCGCGCCGCCCGCCCCUACUCUCGGCGGGCGCAGAGCGGGGUUCCUUGGGAGGAAGUCGUGGCGGUCCUGAUGGUGGUGGUGGUGGCGGGGUGGAGGGGAGAGAAGAAGAUGCUCAUGUUCGUGUGAUGUCGUGACACAAAGAAAUUGGGAAAAGAUGAUGAAAAUUUUGGUGGAGUUAAAGUGAAAUGAGUAGUUUUUAAACAUUUUUCCUGUCCUUUUUUUGCCCUCCCCCCAUCUUCCUUUAUCGUGUCUCAAGGUAGUUGCAUACCUAGUCUGGAGUUGUGAUUUUUUACCCCCAAAAUGUGUUUUUGUAAUUACUCUUUCUUUUUCCUGAAAUUCGUGAUUGCAACAAAGGCGGAGGGACGGGGCGGGGGAGGGGCAGGAGGACCCGCUCCGGAAGGCGCUGUGGAAGCCUGUCGGUCUUUGAAGUCUGGAAGACGUCUGCAGAGGACCCUUUUGGCAGCACAACUGUUAACGCUAGGGAGUUGGAGAUUUUUUUUUUUUAAAUCUUAAGAGAUCUUAAAGAACUUUUUUUUUU